Actinia tenebrosa (Australian red waratah sea anemone) is the source of this 3131-nucleotide messenger RNA. RefSeq lists its product as uncharacterized. Gene Ontology annotation, molecular function: protein binding. The record is from RefSeq and is a predicted model, not a curated record. Gene Ontology annotation, biological process: regulation of apoptotic process. NCBI's taxonomy places the organism in Eukaryota, Metazoa, Cnidaria, Anthozoa, Actiniaria, Actiniidae.
UUACAAAGUUUCGCUUUCGAAGACGGACAUCCGGUUGGUCAGUUAACCCAUUUUAGGAUAGAUCAAGCAACCAGAAAAUCAAGCUUAAUAACUCCGAACAAGUAGGUUCAAGGAAUACGUGAACUCACCAAAACUGUCGUUGGCUAAAUGGAUGGAGGAAAAUCAGUCUGAUAUGCUUGACACAGUCGAAUCAAAUUCAAAAUGGCUGCAUCGUACACCGUUCUAAGCAAAUUUCAAAUAUUUAUAACCCAGAUCGGAUUAGAACUCACAAGUUUGGAUAUAAAGAUCUUAAAAAGCUUAAUUAGAGAUCUUUUGCCGCCAAGAGUGCUGGAAGAUAUCGAUAUAAAGGAACAACUGCCAGGUCUGGAUUUGUUCGCAAGACUACAAGAAUAUUGUUGGGUGUCUCAAAACAAUCUUGGGCUGUUAAAACAGGUUCUUGAAAUUGCUGGAAGAGUAGAUUUAGUCAAGAGAAUCGAAAGUUUUGAGAAGACAGUUACUGAAUUAAUAGAUGCUCCGCAGUCGCUAAUGGAGGUACUUCCAGCACCAAAUACUGUUUUCCUUCGUUUACUCCUGUGUGAUCCGAAGAGGUCAGAAGAACUCACACAAAAGACUAAUUCAUUGAGAGAGGCAAUCUGCAAGAAAUUAGAGUUGGAGCUCAAAGAUGUGGCUUUCAUCACAAAGGAAGAUGCUAGCCAUCAAGAUUGUGUAUUCAUUCUAUUCCAAUUCCCAAAUCUGGAACCCAAGAUUAUGGAACUGAAUUGUGAUGCUUUGAACAGAGCUGACUGGUUGGUGAGUCUUGGGGUUCUUCAGCUACAGAUUGGUGGCAAGGCGUCUAUUAACAUCAAGGAAAAUUUGCAGGAUAUAAGGCCAAUCCCAAAGAGGCAGACUAGUGUUUUGGCUGUGAAUUCAAGCUUUGCUGUCCACAAAGAUAAUGUCUUGGAUGUAAUUCUUGGUAUAGAACUUUCAUUCCUUGUCAAUGAAGGAGUUAGCAGCCAACUGCUUUCACAAUGUCAGUCAGCACUCAACAUAAUCAGUCAACUUCAAUCAUCUUUUGAUGAUGGUGGUCCUGAUAUGAAGGCUGGCGUAGUAACCUAUGGCAACCAUUCCAAUACACAACAACCAAUAGCAUUUGUUACAAAAGGCCUUUCAAAGGAUUUUGAUAUUAUGAAAAAUGAAAGGCAAUAUUUAGGCGGAAAGGAAUGUUCUGGAAUGGGAGAUGCUGUAAAGAAGGUUGUGGAGUUAACAGAUGAUGUUCGUAAAGAGGCUUCUAAAGUAUGCAUCAUGUUUACUUUUUUGAACCCAAAGUCAUAUGACCCCAAAUACUACAGAUGUUCCCAUGACAACGAUAUCAUAAAGCAGUGUUAUGCCUUGGCUAGAAGUGGAAUUACAUUGUACAUUAUUGGAAUCAACACAGCACAGCUAUCAUCAAAGGGGGAGAAUCAUUUCUUGCCUGGUGUUGCAGCUCUUGGUGGUGGGUUUUACCUUGAAGUAGAUGAUCUCGGCUCUUUGGAUAAGAUAAUAACAUGCAUCAUUAAGCACGAUGUAUCCAUUGAAAACCGAGGAAAAGUUGCUUGUAAGGCGCUUAUUGAUGAAAUCAACCGCAAAUAUGGUAUAGUUAAUAUCAACCACCUCGCGAGGUACCUUAAACAGAACUUGAACCAAAAAGCCAUUGGGAUUGAUGGCAUUCGACAAAAUGGCGAAAUCCUGGUGGCGCCUAUCUCGCAGAUAUCUCAAAGAGUAGCAGUAGCUAACGAUCUUGAAGAUGCAAUCGAUACUGUUCAAGCUAUGACUGUACGAUUGAAGGCUAAUGCAAUUCAUGAACGCAGUCAAGCCAAUCUACGAUUAUGUGGCUCCCGAAAAAGACCGGCCAUUCCAAGCGAAGCUCUUGCAAGCCUGGAUUCCAUUGAGACAGCCGAAAGGGAUCUCUUCAAAAAAAAGAGUGACAUAUCCGUUGAGAAUUUGUGUGAAAAAUAUGGCGGAAAUGACGUGUGCUUGGUUGAAAAUGAACCAAUUGACUUGGAAGUCGCUUCAAGGAUGGUGAGACGCCAUGUACAUAGACUUGAGUAUCAGAAGAUCAAUGAAGAAGAAGAUAUGGAAUAAGAUAUCAUGCCAGAACAAGCAAACAUCGAAACGACACGUGAAAUAAAAACGAUCACGGAAUAGACGGAAAAUUAAAGUUAUUCAGUAAAAAGUAGAGACAAAAACGGUUGUGCGCUGAUUAUAAACUUUCCAAUCCAGUUUUGUCUAAGAAUGAAAUAGUUUUAAACUGCACUUCUUUGAUAGAAAUAUAGACGAACAAUAUUUAACUAAGCUUAGUAUAAGCUUAAAUAAUAGAAAACAAAAAGAUGUAAGCUUAAGUUAGUAUAGGUAAUAGGACUACAUGCUAUCCAAUUUGAAAAUAAUUGGAUGAAAAAAAUUCCGAGGACUGACAAAAUUGGAGAGGCCGAUAGGCCAAGUCCAAUUUGGUAGUCAGAAGAUUUUUUUGAAUUCAAUUAUUUCCAAAUCGGAUAGGCAUGUAGUCCUAUUGCAGAUUAAUUAUAUCAUCCCAAACUAUAGGACUGAUUCCAUAAGCCAAAGUUUUGCCUCGAAAGAAUGCGAAUGGAAACGAUCCAAAUUAAUCUUUAAUUUGGGCAGGAAAGAGAAUUUGAAAAUAAUACAAUUGUUGCUUAUAUGGGAUUUAUAUGGGAUUUAUAUAGAGUGAUAAUACGAUUGAGAUUGAAAAAAAAAAUAAUUUGAAACAUAAAAAGUUUAGUAAAAUAGUGGAAAACAUACCUUAAAUGUAACCUGAAAUUCGUCGAAAGGUCUUCGUUGUAAUAUCCAAAUAAAUAAGAUAGAUUUUAACGUUUUUCUCGAGGAAAAAUAUUGAAGAAACCUAAAUAAUUUUAGACAUGAAUAAAGUUUGGGAAAAAAUAUGUUUUUGUUUUCCCGCGCUUCUUCAUGAACGCGCGCGCGUGAUUUUCCCGCCAAGUUUCCACCCCGUAGGGGUAGGGGUGGGAAGAGGCUGUACUUACGCUAAUUAUAUACUAAAAUAUUUUUAUUUUUUGGAGACACCCUUUUAAGUUAUACAGUUGUUAUAUUUUCGUUUUUUUAAAGAUUUUCCUAUUUUCUAAUAAACCUUCAUUUUAGGAUAA